This is a messenger RNA of Colossoma macropomum (tambaqui), 869 nucleotides long. RefSeq lists its product as uncharacterized. The record is from RefSeq and is a predicted model, not a curated record. Gene Ontology annotation, biological process: response to bacterium. The transcript is spliced from 7 exons. NCBI's taxonomy places the organism in Eukaryota, Metazoa, Chordata, Actinopteri, Characiformes, Serrasalmidae. Bases 21 to 869 code for a protein of 282 amino acids.
UUAUAACUGUUGUUCUUCUGAUGAUGGAUCCAGCUGUGAUUAUCAUCUUACUUCUCUACAAAAUAUAUUCUACUCAAGCAGUGAGAAAUUCAGAGUCGUUGGUCAUCUCAGCUGAGCCCGGUGAAGCGGUCACUCUCAACUGCACAUUUGUAGACGACUCAAAUAAAGAUGUUAGGAUGUGGUACAAACAAAGACUGGAACAUGCGCCGCUGGAAGUGGGAUCAAAGUUAGAAGACAAGCCGGCUGUGUUUGCAAAUAAAUUUGACAAAUCGAGAUUUAAACUCAACAGAAUUGCGAGUGGCAUUUCUCUCAGUAUUGAACGUGUCACUAAAGAAGAUGAAGGAAUGUACUUCUGUGGAGAGACUGGAAAGAAAACACUGGACUUUUCUACUGCUACAUUCUUAGCAGUCACAGGGCAGGUAGACAUAUCAGUGCUCCAAACUCCAGCAUCAGGGACAGUUUCUCCAGGAGAGACGGUCACUCUGCAGUGCACGGUCCUCUCUGAGAUCAGAGCAGCAGAACUUCGAGUGCUCUGCUCUGUGUACAACUUCUCCAAGAACAUCCUCGACCAGCACCAUACUGGAACUUACUACUGCGCUUUGGCUGCUUGUGGGAAGAUCAUUUUUGGUAAUGGAGCAUCAGUAGAGCUGAAGAAAGUUCAGGAGGGGACUGUGAGUGAGAGGACCACCAGACAGGAACAGAACACUGAGAACCUGCAUUACGCUGCCAUCCACAUCAAAGAGAAGAAAGCCAAAGGUGAGAGAGUGAAGAGAGAACAGCCUGAAGACAUUGUGUACUCUCAAGUGAGAGUUCUGCUGAUUGAGAUGAGUCUAUGUUCUCUGAAGGAUGAUGUGAGAACUCAGCUUUAG